This is a messenger RNA of Maudiozyma saulgeensis, 321 nucleotides long. The record is from the annotation of a GenBank genome assembly. NCBI's taxonomy places the organism in Eukaryota, Fungi, Ascomycota, Saccharomycetes, Saccharomycetales, Saccharomycetaceae.
AUGGGAGAAUUAAGUGAUUGGAGUGUUAUAGUUUAUGACAAGCCUGGUGUUGAUAGAACGGAAGCAUAUGAUAAGCAUGUUAAAGCUCUACCUGCAAUUAUUGACCUAGGUCUGGUUGUUUUCGGGGGCCAGAUUAAUGAUGAUAGCCACCCAAGGAAACCAAUUGGCUCAAGUUUAACUGUAAGAGCUGAGACUAGAGAGGAUGCUAUCGGGCUAUUAAAACAAGAUGUCUUUUAUAAGGAAGGGGUUUGGGAUGUCGAUAACGCCAUAAUCCAUCAUUUCAAUUGUGUAUUUAUUGAAGGACAACCAUUAAGAGGUUGA